Molecule: messenger RNA, 442 nt
Organism: Drosophila gunungcola (fruit fly)
Lineage: Eukaryota; Metazoa; Arthropoda; Insecta; Diptera; Drosophilidae
Gene: Cpr60D
Product: larval cuticle protein 9
Exons: 2
Coding region: 118-399 (93 amino acids)
Source: RefSeq, a predicted model, not a curated record
GUCUGGUUAAUCUCAGUCAUUAGCAGAUGCGAUUGAAACCCGUUUAGUGGGCUAGGCAACUUUGGCGUUGUAUAAAAGGCCGCUGGCCAUUGUUUCAGAUCCAGUAGCUGCUCUAAAAUGCUGAAAUACGCCCUUGUUCUUGCCCUGCUAGUGGUUUUGGCCAACUGCAAUGAGGAGGAUGUCCAAGCCCAGCUGGUGAAGUCGGAGAACCAUCAAAACCUGGACGGAGCUGGUCAGUUCGAGCACGAGAUCACGGUCACCAAUGGCAUCCAGAUCAAAGCCCACGGCAAUGUAAACGGCAUACAGGGCGAAUACUUUCUGCCCGGCGAAGAUGGCAAGCAAAUCCGGGUGACGUACACAGCCGAUGCAACCGGCUUCCAUCCGAAGGUCGAGGAGUGAUCGCUUGGCCUUGACUAUAUAAUAUAAUAUAAUAUAAUAUGUA